AUGAGACCCCGUGGGCGCCCUCAACGCCAACUGAUCGAUCGUCAAACACUCGCCUCCCGCCUUCUCAAUUCUCGCACGGUCAAUCUCCGCACACAAAAGCGUCUCGCAUCAUCCGUGAUCGGAUGCGGCCAACGCAAGAUAUGGCUCGACCCUAACGAGAUGAACGAGAUCUCCAAUGCCAAUUCCCGCCAAACCAUCCGCAAGCUCGUCUCCGAUGGCCUUAUCAUCCGUAAACAGGUCACCAUGCACUCGCGUGCUAGAGCCAGGGAAUUGACUGCUGCACGACGAAUUGGGCGGCACAGAGGCUUCGGGAAGAGGAAGGGUACAGCUGAUGCUAGGAUGCCAAGCCAGGUGCUCUGGAUGCGCCGUCUCCGAGUCCUCCGCCGUUUGUUGGUGAAAUAUCGUGCUGCGGGCAAGAUCGACAAACAUCUCUACCACGAACUGUAUCACCUAUCGAAGGGUAACACGUUCAAGCAUAAGCGGGCGCUCAUCGAGCAUAUCCAUAAAGCCAAAGCCGAGAAACAGCGCGAGCGUAUCCUCAAGGAAGAGAUGCAAGUCAAGCGUGACAAGAACAAGGCGGCGAGAGAGAGGAAGGUGGAGAGACAGACGCAGAAGAGGCAGGCGCUGCUUGGUGAGGAUGAAGGUGAGGAGAAGAAGGAGGGUUGA
Molecule: messenger RNA, 666 nt
Organism: Bacidia gigantensis
Lineage: Eukaryota; Fungi; Ascomycota; Lecanoromycetes; Lecanorales; Ramalinaceae
Gene: RPL19A
Product: 60S ribosomal protein L19A
Exons: 4
Coding region: 1-666 (221 amino acids)
Biological process (GO): translation
Cellular component (GO): ribosome; cytosolic large ribosomal subunit
Molecular function (GO): structural constituent of ribosome; RNA binding
Source: RefSeq, a predicted model, not a curated record